AUGACCGGCAAGGUGGUGAAGGUUACCUGCGUAGUGUUGACGGCUCUGGUCAACCAAGCUCUCUGCUUCGUGGGUCGUCCCAGCCCUUCGCUACCCCAUGGGUCGCCCGCCAUAAUAGGUUCUGCCCCCCUGUCCUACCCUUUCUACCCAUCUCCUCCCGAUGGGUAUUCUGUCCCGCUAAAAAAAGGAUCCUCUUCAUUUUUACCCUAUUCGCCAUCUUCCUCUGUAACCUAUGUUACAGCAGCCCCAAUAACGUACUCUCAACCUUCUUUAAAACCCUAUUUUCUGCCGUCACCUAAAUCCUACUUUGUAUCGUCCCCUAAACCCUAUUUUGAACCGUCCCCAAAUUCCUAUUAUCUAAAGUCCCCUAAGCCCUAUUUCCCGCCGUCCCCUAAACCUUAUUUUACACCGUCCCCUAAAUCCUAUUUUCAAUCUUCCCCUAAACCCUAUUUUCAACCAUCCCUUAAACACUAUUUUGCACCGUCUCCUAAACCCUAUUUUACACCAUCCCCUAAAUCCUAUUUUCCAUCGUCCCCUAAACCCUAUUUGCCAAAAUCUCCUGAACCCUAUUUUUCACCGUCCCCUAAACCCAAUUUUCAAUCGCCUCCUAAGCCCAAUUUUCAAAGGUCUCCUAAAUCCUAUUUUCCAUCGUUUCCUAAACCCUAUUUGCCAAAAUCUCCUGAACCCUAUUUUUCUCCGUCCCCUAAGCCCUAUUCUCCACCAGAAUACUAUCCCCGUCCGUCAACCUAUUCACCAGUUCCACCUUAUAAACACCCGUUAACCUACGACCUACGACAAUCUACACCUACCUCUCACCAUGAUCUUAAAUACCCUGUCAAGCGUCCUCAGUACGCCUUCAGCUACGGCGUCGCUGACGACUCCUCAGGGGCCUCCUACAGCCACUCCGAGGUCCGGGACGGCCAGGAGACCACGGGCAACUACGUCGUGGACCUGCCUGACGGUCGUAGGCAGACCGUCACCUACUUUGACACAGGAAAUGGUCUGAUGGCAGAUGUUACCAUUGAGGGGCAGAUUAAACAUACUCCUACAUACGUAGCCCCUCCGAUCUUCACUAAUGUCCGCCCGGAUCUUCCCGAAUACUCCAGGCCUUUGUCUAGCGUCUAAUUUGACGUCAUUUUUGUCAACCCAGAAGCAUGUGAAACUACUUAACCUAUUCGUGGCCGAUUGAUGUGCUUCUAAUAUCACUUCUAGUACUUCUAAUUUCACUUCUAGUGCUUCUAAUUUCACUAUAGCCCUACAACUUGGUCGCUGUAGUUAAUACGGGCUAAAUGGCUGCGUAUUAAGGUUGAAUCAUAUUGAUUUCUUGGCUCCAUUCCUUCAUAUAUCACCUGUUCCUCACCCCCCAUUCAUUUGCCUCAUCCGCGGUUUCGAACAAAGGCCAGAAAAAGGCAAAACUGUCUCUCUAACUACUAGGCCAGUAUGCCUACAUAAGGAAGGGAUUCAAAAGUACCUAACUAAUAUGUAGGUAUAUAUGUAUAAAGUCUGUAUAUAUAAUAAAUAUUAUUUCGUUACCGAGCCUUGUGUAUGGGAGAUCCUAUUUUUUCCCAUUAGCCCCUAUUAUGGGGAUU
Procambarus clarkii (red swamp crayfish) is the source of this 1589-nucleotide messenger RNA. RefSeq lists its product as uncharacterized. NCBI's taxonomy places the organism in Eukaryota, Metazoa, Arthropoda, Malacostraca, Decapoda, Cambaridae. The record is from RefSeq and is a predicted model, not a curated record. Gene Ontology annotation, cellular component: extracellular matrix.